Eufriesea mexicana is the source of this 1722-nucleotide messenger RNA. RefSeq names its product scruin like at the midline (gene slim). The transcript is spliced from 3 exons. Gene Ontology annotation, molecular function: protein binding. Bases 487 to 1677 code for a protein of 396 amino acids. Lineage: Eukaryota; Metazoa; Arthropoda; Insecta; Hymenoptera; Apidae. Gene Ontology annotation, biological process: positive regulation of stress-activated MAPK cascade. The record is from RefSeq and is a predicted model, not a curated record.
UACUGCAUAGGCGUAAAGGAACAAGUUUGCAGUUUUAAAUGAAGCAUGAGUUUACAGCUGUAUGUGUACAGUUGGAAAAAGUGGCUUAAAAGUGAAACGUUAAAAAUCGAUUAAAAUACAAUAUUUUAUGUUCGAUAAAUAAACGAUCAUCCAGAAGACUAGCACGGAAUUUUAUUGCGUUACGCCAUGUUUACCGAUGUGAGAAAAGUACACCAGAUGUAUUGCAGAAUUCGUACAAGAUGUCUGUGUUAAAAAUUUCUUAUGCGAAUCGAAACAAUGCUCAUAUGUUUAUGUAUAAACUUCAUAUGUAUAAACCUCAACGCGACAAGUAAUCUGCUUGAAUAGAAGCAAAACGAUAUGUACGAAUGCUAUACAACGUUCAGUUUAAACAUAUUUUUUUGGAUCGUAUAAAAAACGUCUGGCGAGAAACAUCUGUAUUUUUAACUACAUACUUUUCUGGAAACCGACGAUCCAUUGUCAAUUACGAUGAUAGUCAUGUAUACAUUUAAACCAUUUAUGUUCAUGAAACAUGAAGCACAGAGUCUAGAACGUCCAAAAGCUAGAAGUGGACAUAGAAUAGUUUGUGAUCAUAAGAACUUGUAUUCUUAUGGUGGAUUUAAUCCGUGUAUCUCUGAUACUGAUCCUGAAAUGCGAAAUGAUCAGACUUGGAUUUCUAGUAAACCGCUUUUCAAAGAAGUUUGGAAAUUCAAUCUUGUUACACAACAAUGGAAGCGUUUACCAGGUCAAGAUAAUAUGCCCAAUGAAUUGGCAUCUAAUGCAGUGAUUUUAAGGGGUAAUGUCCUAAUGGUUUAUGGUGGGACUGGUGUACCAUUUGGACAUAGUUGUAGUAAUCAUCUUUAUGUGUGCAAUGUUAAUGAUGGUAAAAUGUACAUAGUUCCUGCAAAAGGAGAUCUACCUGAACCCCAAUAUGGACAAGCUUUAGUAUGUCAUGGGUCAUAUUUAUAUACUGUUGGUGGUACUACAGGAUACGAAUAUACUUGUGAUAUUCAUAGAUUUGAUCUUAGGACUGGUGUUUGGGAAACUGUUUAUAUUUGUUCUGGAAGAGAUCAGAGUGAACCUACAGGACGAUAUAGACAUGAAUUAGCUUUUGAUGGAAAACUUAUAUAUGUUUUGGGAGGUGGAACAGCUACAGAAGCAUUUGGUUUCUUGGAAAUCCCUGCCUUUGACUUAGAAACAAACAAAUGGAUAAUAUUAAACACGUAUGGUGAUAAUGAUGAUAAUACAGUACCAGAACCUAGACGUUGUCAUGGAUCUGUGCAAUAUACAGAUGAAAAAACAGGUGUUACAUCUGUGGUAAUUUCUGGAGGGUAUAAUGGAGAUCAUGUUUUCUCUGAUGUUUGGAGAUUAGAUUUGAAGUUGCUACAAUGGACACGUUUAAGAAAAUGUAUACUUCCACGUCCUGUGUAUUUCCAUUCUGCAACUCUUACUCCAGAAGGACGCAUGUAUACAUUUGGCGGUAUUAUUAAAGAAAAUAAUAAGGUUGUAAGAACUGAUGCAGUUCAUUCUGCAUGGUUAACAAUCCCUAAAUUAUCAGAAAUAUGUUGGCAAGCAUUAAUUUAUUACUACCCAGAUAUAAGGUAUAAAUCUCAAGAUGAAUUACUUCACAUGGGCAUACCACUAAAAUUUGUGCAAAAAAUUGAUUGGUAUGAUGCAUAAUAUUUAAGAAACUCUUUUGAUAUUUGCUACACAUUUAAAGCGUUA